This is a messenger RNA of Daktulosphaira vitifoliae (grape phylloxera), 4823 nucleotides long. RefSeq names its product agrin-like. Lineage: Eukaryota; Metazoa; Arthropoda; Insecta; Hemiptera; Phylloxeridae. The transcript has 26 exons. The coding region runs from base 131 to 4594 and encodes 1487 amino acids. The record is from RefSeq and is a predicted model, not a curated record. Gene Ontology annotation, biological process: cell differentiation; multicellular organism development. Gene Ontology annotation, molecular function: calcium ion binding; protein binding.
GUUCAGUAAGCGUUCGCGUUUCUAUUUAUAAACAAGUAUGUUCGUCUACAAAUUUUUCCAAAUGCUAACCACGUGUCGAACAUAACCUUUGAGUUUUCGAAAUCUAAUGGUGUGAUAGUGUUGUGCUACAAUGUCUGAUUUCGGUACGUACGGCAACGGCGGCGGUGGUGACUGUUACAAACACUGUGACGAUACUGACCUUUAUCAUCAAGUAGUAGUGCUGUCAAAGCCUGACGGCACCGGUAUUAGAAGUCACGCUAACGGGGGCGGCUGUGGUAUGGAUAACGGCCGGUACAGUGCCGAACAGAUUCAGCACCAUCAACCCUAUUUGGUCGACGGUGGCGACAUACACCAGCGACGAAGACACCGGUCAUUUUGGUGCAGAACGACAACAUUGGCAACAAUUAGCGCGUUAUUGGCAACUAUGUUUUGUGUCACGUGUGCGAUUUUAUUUUACUAUAACUAUAUUUUAAACUGGUCACCAAAAACAGUAGCAUUGCAAGUGGGAAGAAAUGAACUUUGCAAAACAAUUGUCUGUUCUAAGGGCCAACAUUGUGUGAUAGAUAAGCUUGGUGGAGCUCGUUGUGAAUGUUAUUCAGAAAUUGAAUGUUUAAAAAGUAAUGAAAACGAAAUCGUUUGUGGAAGUGAUUUUCAAGAAUAUUCAAAUAUAUGUUAUAUGAAGAGAGAAGUGUGUUUACUCAAUAAAAACAUAGUUGUAAAAUACAAAGGACCUUGUGAUCCAUGUAGACACCUUACUUGUGAAGAUCCUGAAAUAUGCCGUCUUGAUUACAAUAGACAACCUAGAUGCGUUUGCUCUGAAUUUUGUAAUGAAGACUUCAAUCCAAUUUGUGGAUCUGAUGGCAAAACAUAUGCUAAUGAAUGUUUUUUACGGCGACAGGCAUGUAGAAUGAUGCCAGACCUUCGAAUUAUCUUCCACGGAGAUUGUGAUCAAGGUAUUAAUCCUUGCAUAAAUGUCACAUGUUGGCACGGAUCUCAUUGUAAAAUUAAUAGACUAGGUAUUUCUGAAUGUUUAUGUCCAGAACCAACUUUAUGUGAGGAUUCUGUCCAACCAAUCUGUGGUACUGAUGGUCUUACUUAUGAAUCAAAAUGUCACCUAAAUCGAAUUAAUUGCAUUUCUAAAUCAGAUAUUAAAAUGGCAUAUGAAGGACCUUGUGGCGAAACAAAUCUCUGUAAAAAAUAUUUUUGUGAUUUUGGAGCUACAUGUAAAUUAAAAAAUGGAGUAACGAGCUGUGAGUGUUCUUUAUGUUCUGAACACUAUGAACCAGUAUGUGGUUCAGAUAGUAAUACGUACAGCAAUGAAUGUAAAUUAAAGUACCAUAAUUGUCGCAAAAAGAAAGCAAUACAUGUAAUUCAUAAAGGAGCUUGUAGCGAUUGCUCACAAAUGAAUUGCGAGUAUUAUUCUGUAUGUGAAAGUGAUGGAUCUAAAGCAAAAUGUGUUUGUCCAACAUUCAAAUGUUCAAAUACAAGCGGUAAAGUUUGUGGUUCCGACGGUAUCACGUACACAGACCUUUGUCAUCUACAAAAUGCCAGUUGUGCAACAAGGAAGAAGAUAUUCGUUGCUCAUGCGGGUGAAUGCGGGUCUUAUCAGGAUCAGAAAUACAAUUGUUCUAAAACAUGUGUGGAUACAAAUUCAUCUGAACCUGUUUGUGGAUCUGAUUUAAUUACUUAUAACAGUGAAUGUGAACUUUUCCAACAAGCUUGCAUUCAAAAUAGUACGCAUAACUUAACAAUUCUUUUCUAUGGAGAUUGUAAAGAAUCUUCAUCCAUAGGUAAAAUGUCAACAACACACGUUUCGUUAGAAAAUACUGUUUAUGGAAAUAAAGACGUUUGUAAAGACAUAAAAUGUGAUUUUGAUGCUACCUGUGAAGUCGGCCCAGACGGCUUCCCAAGAUGUUCUUGUUUAUUUAAUUGCUCAAAUAAUAAUUAUCCGGUGUGCAGUUCUGACUUCAGAAUUUAUAAUUCACUAUGUCUUAUGAAAAUGGAAGGAUGUCAGAGACAGCAUGAACUUCGUCUGAGACCUAUGGACUUAUGUCAAGGUAUGGAAGUAAAACCAUGUAAUGGUAAGAAACCAUUAAUUAAUCCUUUUGACGGGCGUGAGUUAGAUUGUGGGAAUGGGUCAAAUAGACAAGAUUGUCCAUCGGACAGUUACUGUCACCAAACUUCUAGAUUUGCAAAAUGUUGUGAUAAAUUAGAAAGAGAUGUGAUAAUUUUACCACUGGCUUGUCAAAAUACAUCAUACGGAUGUUGUCUAGACAAGAAAACACCAGCCCAGGGUCCAAAUUUUUUAGGAUGCCCACCAUUGUGUACAUGUAACAAAUUGGGAUCACUAUACGAAGAUUGCGUCGACGGUAAAUGUAUUUGUAAAUCAGGAGUUGGAGGAGAAAAAUGUGAUAGAUGUGAACCUGGAUACUGGGGUUUACCGAAAAUAUCAUCUAGUCAUCUUGGAUGCAUGCCAUGUGGCUGUUCUUUAUUGGGUUCGGUUCGAGAUGAUUGUGAACAAAUGACUGGUCGAUGCGUAUGCAAACCAGGGGCCAUCGGAGCCAAAUGUAAUGCUUGUGAAGAUAAUUCUAAAAUUAUGAGUCCUGCUGGAUGUAUAUCAGCCGAUAUGGCUCAGCGAAAUUUAACAUCCUGUGAUCAAUUGAUGUGUUAUUAUGGAGGGUUCUGUGAAAUGAAUAACGGGAAACCAUCAUGUAUUUGUCGUUCUACUUGUGCUGAAGAUGCUACGCGUACCACGCUGGUUUGUGGAAGUGAUGGACAAACAUAUAGUUCAGAAUGCCAACUAAAACUUUAUGCGUGUCGAUAUCAAAAAGACAUUGUGGUUAAAUCACAUACAUCAUGUAAAGGUAUCUACGUUGAAGAAGAAAAUAAUAUUGUCGGGACGGAAGAGCCUAAAUUCACACAAUCGCAUGACGUUAUUAUAUCCAAAUCGACAAGACAUUUAUUAUUUUCUGAGUUUCCAAAAGUGUCAUAUAAUACUUCAGGUAACUAUGAGAUUGAAUUCAUACCAGAAGUUCAAGAUUUAAUGGGAAGAACUACACCGGAACCGACUGAUCGUAUUUCUCUAUGCAACCCAAAUCCGUGCCAAAAUGGUGGAGAAUGUGAAGAAUUAGAUAUUGAUGGUUAUCAAUGUAAUUGUCUCUAUCCUUAUAGUGGUACAACAUGUUCUAAAAUGGAUGAAAUUAAAGACAUUAAAUCUGCUGCAUUCAAUGGGCAUUCUUAUGUUCAAUUAAAAAAACUAAAAGCUUACCACCGAUUCAGUUUAGAAAUGGAAUUUAAGAGCUAUUCUGGAGAUGGUAUUCUUUUGUAUAAUCAACAAAGACCAGAUGGAUCUGGAGAUUUCAUAUCAAUAGCUAUAGUUAACAAAUUUGUUGAAUUUAAAUAUAAUCUUGGCAAUGGAGCUGUAAUUUUAACAUCUUUACAUCCAAUAAUUAUCGGUCGUAAACAUAAAAUCAUAGCCAAACGUUACCAGAGAGAUGGUCUACUACAGUUUGAAGAUUAUGAACCAGUUCGUUCAGUUUCAAUGGGAUCGUUGAGAUCAUUAGAUUUAAAUGAUAACGCUUAUGUAGGAUAUGUUCCAAUACCACAUAAAAAGGUUUUUGAAAAUAUUGGAGUAAAAUCAGGUUUAACUGGGUGUAUAUCAAACUUGAAAAUUGGUCGAUAUAUAGUAAAUUUAUUGGGGUUUGAAGAUAGUGAUAUAAUAACAAGAUCAGAAGGUGUUACAGAAUGUCAGAAAAGUUGUAUAAAUGGUACUUGUGGCUGCGCUGACAAAGUGUGUUAUGAUAAUAUGGCUUGCUCUUCAGAGCCAUGCAGUUUUGGAUCUACAUGUGAGAGCUUACCAGGUGGUAGAUAUGCUUGUUUUUGCUUACCUGGUCUGACUGGAACUAAUUGUGAUAAAUUUGAAUAUGAUCUAGAAAAAUAUUACUCACCAGAAUUCAGUGGAAAAAAUUCAUAUAUCGCCUUGCCAUUAUUUGAGGAUCUUCGAAGACAUACUCAAAUUGAAAUUUGGUUUGGCUCUGUAUCGAAUUCAGGUUUAUUAUUGUACAGUGGACAAUCUGCUAGAGGACAAGGAGAUUUUAUUGCCGUUUACUUAUUAGAUGGCCGAGUCAUCUUGUCCUAUGAUUUAGGCAGUGGAAAAGUUACCAUCACAACGGAAAACCGAUUUGUAAUGUCUCCAAACUGGAAUUUAUUGAAAAUAAAAAGAUUUGAUAAUCAAGCAUCUAUUCAAUUAAAUGAUGGCAAUAUCACUACGGGGCAUUCAAAUUCGCGGCUAGUUGAAUUAAAUUUAGAAUUACCUUUGUACAUCGGAGGUGUACCACCAACAGUACAGCUAAAUCAAGAAUCUUCCGUUAUUCCACCUUUUACUGGAGCAAUACAAAGAAUAGUUCUAAAUGAAAAAGCUUGUAAUCUUUCUUCAGGUUAUAGUCAAGGAAUAGAACAUUACCGAGGAGCUCCAUGUGGUUAUACUCCAUGUUUAAAUGGAGGUACAUGUUUCCCAGUUCUUUCUAGAUUUUUAUGCCAUUGUGGUCCACGCCAUUAUGGACCAUUAUGUGAACAUACGCACAACACGUUAUGAACAAUUUUUUAAUCAAAAGGUCAUUUUAUUGAAAAAUGAACAACUGAAAAUUUGAAGUAUCAAAAAUCACAUAUACCUAAAUGUGUACUAUUUAAGUUUGAAUUGUUUGUAUAUAUAUUUUUGUGGAAGUUCCUAGACAUUUUAUAAGCGAAUAAAAUUUUAAUUUUUCUGAAAUAUUUAUAUUUAGUUAACGGAUAAUUUAUAAAUAUGUAUUAUAAUUUUUGUACAU